AUGCGUUAUUCAAUUCUCGCCGCUCCCAUUGCCCUAGCCGCCAGUGUGUCUGCUGCCACUAGUGUGUCUGCUGGACAAUAUGCCACCUCGUAUACCACCCAGGUUGUCAGCACUUUGACCACAUAUUGUUCAUCGGCGACCUCCCUGUCUAUCAAUGGCAAGAUCAUCACUGUCACUGGGGCGACAACUUUGACAAUCACCGACGUCAGCUUUGUCGCUCUGCUCGGUCUCGCUGCUUACCUCCUGUAG
Molecule: messenger RNA, 249 nt
Organism: Letharia lupina
Lineage: Eukaryota; Fungi; Ascomycota; Lecanoromycetes; Lecanorales; Parmeliaceae
Exons: 3
Coding region: 1-249 (82 amino acids)
Source: RefSeq, a predicted model, not a curated record